GAAUCACUUUUGGUAUGAAUUUCGUUUUCUCAGAUUUCGAAUACAAAAAUCGUCAUGUAUGCUUGCAAUCAAAGAGUUGAAGAACUGGAUGGCCCCAGAAACGGUCAAAACUUCUGUGACAACAUUUCCCUCGUCUGCACAAAUAGUCUCAGAACCGCUUGGAGUUGUGUUGGUUAUCUCAGCCUGGAGUUUCCCUUUCUCCAGUCAUUGGAGCUAUUGCAGCUGGUAAUGUCUUCUGAAAUUGCUCCAGCAGCAUCUUCUCUUUUAGCAAAGUUGUUUAGUGAAUGCUUGGACAAUACAACAAUCAGAGUUAUCGAGGGAGGAGUCCCUGAACUGAAACAACGGCACUACUGGAUCAAAAAUGGGACAAGAUCUUCUUCACUGAGUGUUGAGCCACCAUCAAUUAAUAUUUUUAAUGAUUUUAUGUAUGGGAUAGAGAGUGAAAUCUUGAGGAUAUUUCUAGGGAAUGCCUAUGAAUCACUGCUAAGUCGAAGUAGAGAGAUCGAAUCCAUGGCGAGUUUUGUCAGUUCAACGGAAGUCAUCGUCCCAGAAGAAGAAACACGUUCUUUGGAGGAAGAGGUCAUUAAGCUGAUGAAACUUAUGAAUCUUGAGUCUCUUGGAAACAGAGAAUCUCGUUUAACGGGUCUUGAUGAUGAUGGAAACAAAUGGAAACUUGUGCGAAAAACUGUAAAACGCAGAGAAAGAAGAGUCGAACGCAAUCAAGAAUCAGAUGUUAAAGAGAUAUUCAAAACUGCAGCCAGGAAGACUGAGUCUCGGUUCCAGGAGGCUUUGCAAGAAGAAUCGUCAUCUUCUUCAGUGAAAUGGGGUUUUGCAGAGGCUAAAGAUGAAGUAGUUUCUCUUGGGAUCAGAAAUUGGAUCUUUGGGGAGUCUUACAAGAAACAAUCUGCUUUAAUGUACCUGUUGGACUAUCUUCUCUACAAGGCCGAAGAGUCGUUCGCCGCAUCUGUUCUUAUGGAGGAGUGUGGCAAUGAUCAUCAUCGUGAACAGAUUCCCGAAGAAGAGAGGAUCGGAGAUGAUUGUUUUGAAAGACUUGCUGCAGCCAUUUUCAGCAUACAGUUGUUAGCGAUAAAUCUUUCCAAAAAUGUUCUUACUGAGAGAGAUUUGAUUGCAACAGAGAUAGAGCUUCUUCAAUGUGUUAAGGAUGUGAAAUUUGUGGAAAGGACCAUUGGUGUUCUGAUGAAGGGACGGUCUCUUAAGUUGAAGCAUAAAGCAAAACAGACUUUGCCAAUGAAGGAGAGAACUGAGACUAUCUUCUGGACAAAAGUGGAUGGAGAGCUGAACAAGUGUUGGGGUGAGUCUUUCUGGGAGUAUGUUGCAGCAGCAAGACACUUGGAAUCUGUGAUUUCAUGUCACCGAAUUGUUUAUACACUCUGUAAGCUUUUCGUUUUCGGGUUUGAAUCGUAAGUUUCAGAGUAGGAGAAAGAGUGCUGUUUCUUUUUUGUUGGUUACGUGAUCUACAAGGAAGAUAGCAACUCAUGUACUAACUCAUUUUGGCACCUUUCUCUCUCUCUUUUUCUUUUUUGGUGAAACCACUAGAGACAUAAGAACAGAUCCUUGUAGUCAUUAUUUAUUCAUUCAGUUUUGUUGCAUUGUUUUCGAACUCAAAUGAAAUCAAAGAGAUGGA
Arabidopsis arenosa is the source of this 1645-nucleotide messenger RNA. The record is from the annotation of a GenBank genome assembly. NCBI's taxonomy places the organism in Eukaryota, Viridiplantae, Streptophyta, Magnoliopsida, Brassicales, Brassicaceae.